Paramecium tetraurelia is the source of this 1404-nucleotide messenger RNA. RefSeq lists its product as uncharacterized. Lineage: Eukaryota; Ciliophora; Oligohymenophorea; Peniculida; Parameciidae. The record is from RefSeq and is a predicted model, not a curated record. The transcript is spliced from 4 exons.
AUGGUGAAGAAAGCUGCCCCAAAGAAAUAAGAGACUAAAAAAGCUCCAAUUAGAAGAACAAGAACUAUAUAGGCUUUAAUAAAAGAUAAUGAAAAUAUUGUACAUGAAAAAUUGGGAUAGACUAGAAGUAAAAGUAAUGGUGUGUAAUAAAAAAAGAUUACCAAAUAGACAUAAGAAGUUAAAUAAAAGAAAGUAGUAAAUGAAAAAGAAAGGAGUGCGCCCAAAAAGAAUUCAAAUUAAAAAGAAGAAAAAUAACCAAUUAAAGAUGAUACCAAAUAAAAAAAAUAGCCAGAAAAAUAAGAAGAUAAAAAGAAGACAGAAACAAAAUAAAAUGUGAAACCUGUUUAAAAAAAAGUAAUAAGUAAAAAAAAAAGUACUCCAAAAAAAAGUCCUGUAAAAAAAAGUACAACUAAAAAAACUCCAGUUAAAGCUAAUAACGCCAAAGAAGAUACGAAACCUAAAGCAGCUGAAAAGAAAAAUGAAAAAGAAGUAACUAUGAGUGAAAAAAAAGUAGAAGAAAAAUCUGAAAAAAAAAAUAAUGAAAAAAGUGAAAAAAAAGUGAUCGAUAAAUCAGAGAAAAAAGUUGUUGAUAAAUCAGAUAAAAAAGCAAAUGAUAAAAGCGAGAAGAAGGCUGUUGAGAAAUCAGAUAAGAAAAGUGGAAAAAAAGAAUAAUAAAAAGAAUAAUAAGAAUAAAAAUAAACAGAAUCUGCUAAGUUACCAAGAAGAACUGAAAGCAAAGCAGCAGCUGGCAUUGUUGAUGUCGUAUUUUGUGUAGACACUACCUCCUCUAUGUCUCAGUAUAUUAAUUAAACCAAAAAUACCGUAAAAGAAAUUAUUAAAAACAUUAAAAAUAAAGCGUCAAAUGAAGAUAUUAGUGUUAAAUUUGGAUUUGUAUGUUAUAGAGAUCAUCCACCCUAAGACCAAACCUAUGUAACCAAGAUUUAGGAUCUAUGUGGAGAAGAUGAAAUUAUUAAAUUUAUAGAUUAACAAAAUGCUGAUGGAGGUGGAGAUACACCAGAGGCUGUCUUGGAUGGAUUGUAUGAUGCAGCAAAAAAGAUUGAAUGGAGAGAUGCCACUCGCACACCUUCAUUAAGAUACAUCUUUCAUGUUGCUGAUGCUCCUCCCCAUGGAAAAGAGUUUACUGAUUAAACAUCACAAUGGCCUAAUGGAGUUCCAUCUGGGGUUAACUUAGAUAAAGUAUCUCAUGUAAUCAACAUUAGAGAAAUUCAUUAUAGAUUGAUUAAUGUCAAUCAAACAGAUAUACUAGACAAAAUGAAGAAGUUAUUCAAGGAAAAAUUUACUAAUUAUGAAGAAACAGAUUUGACUAAUGCUAAGGAAAUGGAUUUCAAAGUUAGUGAUAUGAUCAUCAGAGAAUUAUUACCCGAUGUCGAUUAUAAUGAUUGA